AUGGAUGAUACUAUUAUCAAAUAUUGGCUAAAGCCAUCAACAUAUAAUACAGUAUUAACUGUUUAUGCAAGUCUACCUUUUAUUAUAGUUCCUGCUUUAUUCUUUGUAAAUGCGCCUUAUGGAAAAUUUGCAGGAAAAUUGGGUAUUGAUUGGAGUUUAUCCGGGAAAUGGAGUUGGUGUGUAAUGGAAUUAAUAUCUCCUAUUACAUUUAUUGUUUCAGUUGUAUUAACAAGACCUACUGGAACUCACUUUCAGAUCAUCAUGAUAUCUGCAUGGAUAUUACAUUAUUUAAAUCGUAGUAUUAUCUAUCCAUUCAGAGCGCCUUCAAUGGCACCUAUUCAUAUCCUCACCUUUUUAAGUUCGAUCGUCUUUAAUUUGAUGAAUGGAUACACAAAUGGUAUGUGGAUUGCUAGACAUAGUCGUGGUAUCAACGACCUUCAAUUUUGGACAGGUAUGGUUUUAUGGGCCCUAGGAUGCAUAUCGAAUAUAUACCAUGAUACUAUUCUAUUUAAAUUACGUUUAAAGAAAAAGGAAAAGGAAGAACAAGAACAUGAAAGACAACGCUACUUUAUUCCUUAUGGAGGAUUAUUUGAAUAUAUUAGUUGUCCUAAUUACUUUAGUGAAACGAUAGAAUGGAUAGGUUAUGCUAUAGCUAGUCAUAGUAGUUUACCAGCCAUUGUUUUUGCUAUUGGUACAGCAGCUAAUUUAUUUCCCAGAGCAUGGCGUACUCAUGCUUGGUACAGAAAAGAAUUUAAACAGACUUAUCCCUCAUCCAGAAAAGCUAUUAUUCCUUUUUUAUUCUAA
Messenger RNA from Cokeromyces recurvatus, 804 nucleotides. Its product is annotated as 3-oxo-5-alpha-steroid 4-dehydrogenase-domain-containing protein. The transcript has 2 exons. Gene Ontology annotation, molecular function: 3-oxo-5-alpha-steroid 4-dehydrogenase activity. Gene Ontology annotation, biological process: steroid metabolic process. Lineage: Eukaryota; Fungi; Mucoromycota; Mucoromycetes; Mucorales; Mucoraceae. Gene Ontology annotation, cellular component: membrane. The record is from RefSeq and is a predicted model, not a curated record. Bases 1 to 804 code for a protein of 267 amino acids.